AUGGCUUCCAAGGCUGCACCGCCGACCGGCGCCCGCCCCAAUCACACGCUAUACUGCUCCAACUUGCCCGACAAGCUCCAGAAGGAUGACCUCAAACGCGCAUUGUACAUGCUCUUCUCCGUCUAUGGCUCCAUCCUCGACAUUGUCGCCAUGAAGACCAACAAGAUGCGCGGUCAAGCUCACGUCUUGUUUCGCGAUGUCUCGUCCAGCACUCAAGCUAUGCGAUCCCUCCAAGGCUUCGAAUUCUUCGGCAAAGAAAUGAAAAUCACUUAUUCGUCAACCAAGUCCGACACGCUUGCGAAACUCGAUGGUACCUACAAACAACCUCCUCCUGCCGAGACCCCUGCUGCCGCGCAGCCAAACAGUCUGCAGCAGUCCAUCUUUUCCGGCGCUCCAGGCGCAUCUACUGCGCCUGGCGCGACGGCCCCAUUGGCUCCGCCGCCUGCGCUUGACUCGACUGUCAGCGCACCAGGCCAGACUGCUGGUGUGAAGCGCCCCAGAGAUGAAAGUGAUGACGACAAAGAGGAAGAGGCUCCUAUGGACAUGGACGAUGAAGCCAUGGAGGAAAGUGACGACGAGUAG
Messenger RNA from Aureobasidium subglaciale EXF-2481, 582 nucleotides. RefSeq lists its product as uncharacterized. Gene Ontology annotation, molecular function: RNA binding. The coding region runs from base 1 to 582 and encodes 193 amino acids. The transcript is spliced from 2 exons. The record is from RefSeq and is a predicted model, not a curated record. Lineage: Eukaryota; Fungi; Ascomycota; Dothideomycetes; Dothideales; Saccotheciaceae.